Molecule: messenger RNA, 768 nt
Organism: Capronia epimyces CBS 606.96
Lineage: Eukaryota; Fungi; Ascomycota; Eurotiomycetes; Chaetothyriales; Herpotrichiellaceae
Exons: 3
Coding region: 1-768 (255 amino acids)
Biological process (GO): protein acetylation
Molecular function (GO): N-acetyltransferase activity
Source: RefSeq, a predicted model, not a curated record
AUGCGGAUUAAUGAACACACCGCGGUCUCUUCAGCGAAAGUUCUCCUGGUGCCAUAUUCGGCGCACCAUGUCCCGAAAUAUCAUGAAUGGAUGAAAGAUCCGGAUAUCCAAGAAGCGACGGCUUCAGAGCCCCUGACGCUCGAUGAAGAAUAUGCAAUGCAGCGAAGCUGGCGCGUCGACCCAGACAAAUUGACCUUCAUCAUCUGCCGGUCGGGGGGAAGUCAAACCACGGCCCGCGACGGACGACGCGACCUUGACUCAAUGGUAGGCGACGUCAAUCUGUUCAUCUCAACCACGGAAGACGACGCGCAAAAUCAUCAGAUCGUGAUCGGCGAACUGGAAAUCAUGAUCGCGGAGCGGACCGAGCAAAGAAAAGGUUACGGCAGGGCCGCCUUGCUCACUUUCCUCAGCUACAUUAUACGCCACGAAUCGUCUCUUUUAACCGAGUUUCAUGCUGGACAGCCCGCGGCGGCUGCAGCUGCGGCGCCGACAUCGACGCCGACGCCGACGCUAGAUCUAACUCGGUUCACCCACUUCGCCGUCAAAAUUGGCGGGAGCAACCAUCGCAGUAUCGCGUUGUUUGAGAGUCUGGGGUUCCGCAAGACGAGUGAUGUACCUUCAUAUUUCGGAGAAUAUGAAUUGCGCCUGGACAGGGACCGAGUCACUAGUGUCCUAGACUCUUGCUCGAGCGGCGAUAAGACCCGUCUUCUAGAGGCAUACCAAGAAAUAGACUAUGUUUUGCCCACUGGCACGACGGGCAUGGAAUAG